This is a messenger RNA of Chilo suppressalis (striped riceborer), 375 nucleotides long. The record is from the annotation of a GenBank genome assembly. NCBI's taxonomy places the organism in Eukaryota, Metazoa, Arthropoda, Insecta, Lepidoptera, Crambidae.
AUGGCUGGCCGUGAGACUAUGAAAACAACCUGUCGGGUUGUGAAACCACUAAUGUCGACUGAUUUCUGUGAAGCGCGAAGAAGAGCAAUCGGGCUUUACAGGGCGUUUUAUCGUUAUAUUCCUUAUAUUCAUAAAUAUUUUGACAUUCCCAAAUCUGAAAGCCAAAUCCGUUCAAAAAUAAGGGAACAAUUUUACAAAAAUGCGUGUGUAACCGAUAUAAGGAUCAUUGAUAUCUUAGUUAUGAAGGGCUAUAUGGAACUUCAAGAGAUAAAGUACAGCUGGCAGCAAAAAGGUCACGUUAUGGCAAAUUGGAAGCCCACUAUUGAACCUCGACCCACUGACUUCAUCAGCAAAUUCUUAAAUGGAAAAGAUUGA